Molecule: messenger RNA, 3792 nt
Organism: Chanos chanos (milkfish)
Lineage: Eukaryota; Metazoa; Chordata; Actinopteri; Gonorynchiformes; Chanidae
Gene: epha10
Product: EPH receptor A10
Exons: 22
Coding region: 1-3792 (1263 amino acids)
Biological process (GO): ephrin receptor signaling pathway; protein phosphorylation; axon guidance
Cellular component (GO): plasma membrane; dendrite
Molecular function (GO): transmembrane-ephrin receptor activity; ATP binding; protein binding
Source: RefSeq, a predicted model, not a curated record
AUGUCACAGGACUCCUCUCCAACUUACACCAUCAACAAAAUCUUCCCCACCUCCUGUCUGGCCCACGACAGGUUCCCACAAGAGGCAGUGGAAGUUCUCUUGGGACACAAUAAGGCUGACCUGACACAUCCUGUAUCGGGAAACAAUAAUCCUCCGUGGAUGUUUCAGGGGUCAGCUCUCAUUACCCAAAGAGAAGAUGAGAGGGCAUCGGGCUUGAGCCUCUCCUCUGGCCUGUUGUCUCCUCCCAAGACGCUGAGGGAGGAGGUGGGGGUUUGUCUGUGUUUUGAAAUUGGGGAGAAGCCCAAGAGAACACUCAAAGAUCACUCUCACAUUUCAGGCUCGGCGUUAGUAACAGCAGCAGUGUUGGAGAAACUGGAUCGACUGAGGGUACAGGACGACAAGUCCUGCAUUAAUCCUCGUCCGCCGCCUUGCCGUCGCCGUGACGACCGCCGAUCCGAGCUCUCGCAGCGCCCGGGUCGACGCGUCACCUAUGUGCGGCGUGUCAGCCCGAGCGUGCGGAGUUUAAGCAGGGAGAGCGGCGUGGGAGUCAGAGUCAGUUCCAGCCUGAUCCCCCAUGUGCCUUUAACCAGGUUUCUAUCUGUAGCUCUCCUUUUCUACUUAACACAUCUAAUGAGUCUUUCUCUCUUUCUCCCCUUUCCAGUUGUUCUCCUGAAUUCAAAAGAAUCCCAGGCAGAGUUGGGCUGGACCUCUUAUCCCUCAAAUGGAUGGGAGGAGAUUAGCGGCGUGGAUGAGAAAUACAAACCUAUCCGUACCUACCAGGUGUGUAACGUGAUGGAGCCCAGUCAGAACAACUGGCUUCAGACGGGCUGGAUCUGGCGUCAGGGCGGCCAACGCAUCUUUAUCGAGCUGCAGUUCACGCUCCGUGACUGCAACAGCAUCCCCGGCGUGGCGGGCAGCUGCAAAGAGACCUUCAACUUGCUCUACGCCGAAUCGGACUGGGACCUGGGCCGGGUGGCGCGCGAGGACCGCUACACCAAGAUCGACACCAUCGCGGCCGACGAAAGCUUCACGCAGGGCGACCUGGGCGAGAGGAAGAUGAAGCUCAACACAGAGGUGCGCGAGAUCGGCCACCUCAACCGCAAGGGCUUCCACCUGGCCUUCCAGGACGUGGGCGCCUGCGUGGCCCUGGUGUCCGUCCGCGUUUACUACAAACGCUGCCUCUCCACCGUGCAGAACCUGGCCGUUUUCCCCGACACGGUGGCUGAAGCCGCCUUCUCCACGCUGGUGGAGGUCAGAGGCAUCUGUGUCAACAACUCGGAGGUCGACACGGACAGCCCACCCAGAAUGCACUGCAGCGCCGAGGGAGAGUGGCUGGUGCCCAUUGGCAAGUGCAGUUGCAGCGCUGGUUAUGAGGAAGGCCACAGCAGCUGUGAAGCUUGUCCUCCUGGUACGUAUAAGAUGUCAUCCAGACAACAGGAGUGCUUCCCGUGCCCCGCCCACAGUGUGGCCGAAGAGGAGGGUUCUGUGCUGUGCGUGUGCGAGGAAGAUCAUUUCAGAACCCCACUGGAUAGUCCGUCCGCCCCCUGCACUCGUCCCCCCUCUCCACCCAGGGACUUGGUUUAUACCCUUAAGCAGUCCACCUUAAUCCUGGAAUGGGCCGCGCCAAACGACUCCGGCGGGAGGGGGGACCUGACAUACAGCGUGGGGUGCAGGCGUUGCGUCGGCCCUCCGCGGGCCCCCCAGACUCAGUGUGAGCCGUGCGGGGCCAGCGUGGGCUUCGUACCGCAGCAGAGCGGCCUGACGGAGCGCACGGUCACCGUCGUCAACCUGCUGCCCAACUCCAACUACACCUUCACCGUGGAGGCCCUGAACGGCGUCUCCGAACUCCUGCCCAACAAACGCUUCUACACGCAGGUCAACGUCUCCACCAGCCUGCCUGCGCCCUCUCUGGUGAGUGAACUGCGUGCGGAGAAGAUUGAGCAGAGGAGUGUGACCUUGGUGUGGAGGGAGCCCGUUUAUCCCAACAGCAGUCGUACGGAGUACGAAAUCAAAUACUACGAGAAGGAGCAGAAGGACCAGAGUUAUUCCACCGUGAAGACAGCCGCCACGCGCAUCCUCGUCAAUAACCUCAAACCGGGCACCACCUACGUCUUCCUCAUCCGGACCUGCACCAGCCCGGCGUCUUCCUCCCUCUCCUCCUCCCCACUGUCCUCCUCCACCUCGUCCACCUCCUCCUCCUCCUCCUCACCCUCCUCCUCCUCUUCCUCAUCUUCGUCCUCGUCCUCGUCCUCUGCCUCCUCGCCCUCUCCGCUGGACUACGGAGCGUACAGUGCUCCUCUGGAGCUGCAGACGCUGGGAGAAUUGGCCUUGGCCUCCAGUGAACAGAGUCCAGUAGUGAUCAUCGUGGUGGUGUCAGUGGCGGCUCUCAUCAUGUUGUUAUCUCUAGGAGUGGGACUGCUCAUCUGGAGAAGCUCCUUCAAUGUAGCUCCUACCAGAGUGGUGUUGCUCUCUACCUCCCUCGCUACUCUCCACCCUCCUCCUCCUCUUCCUCCACCCAUGCUGCUGUCACCCAGGCAAUGUGGAUACAGCAAGGCCAGCCAAGAGGGAGAUGAGGAGCUCUAUUUCCAAUUCAAGAUCCCGACCAGGAGAACGUACAUUGACCCAGAGACAUGUGAAGACCUGCUACAGGCCGUGCAUGCUUUCGCUAAAGAGCUAGACAACUCCAGCAUCAAAAUUGACAGGAUCGUUCAUACAGGAGAUUUUGGGGAGGUGUGCCACGGCUGUCUGAAGCUGCCCAGCAAGCGCGAGCUGCCUGUGGCCAUAAAGACCCUGCGCGCCGGCUGCUCGGACAAACAGAGGCGCUCUUUCCUGUGCGAGGCCGCCAUCCUCGGACAGUUUGACCACUCCAACAUCAUCCGCCUCGAGGGAGUCAUCACCAGAGGGAGCACAAUGAUGAUCGUAGUGGAGUGCAUGACCAACGGGGCUCUUGACUCUUUCCUUCGGAAACAUGAGGGUCAGUUGAGUGUGCUGCAGUUGGUGGAUCUGUUGAGUGGUGUAGCGUCGGGGAUGAAGUAUCUGACAGAGAUGGGUUUUAUCCACCGCCGUUUGGCCGCUCACAAAGUCCUGGUCAACAGCAGCCUGGUCUGUAAGGUGUCUGGCUUCCGCCCCCUCCAGGACGAUAAGAUCGAGGCCAUCUACACCACAUUACAUGGGGGAAAGAGUGUGGUGUUGUGGACAGCACCAGAGGCCAUCCAGUACCAUCGCUAUAGCUCUGCAUCAGACGUGUGGAGUUUUGGCAUUGUGAUGUGGGAGGUCAUGUCCUUUGGAGAGAGACCAUACUGGGACAUGGGAAACCAGGAUGUGAUUAAAGCCAUAGAGGAUGGUUUCCGACUGCCAGCGCCUAUAAACUGCCCUGCGCCGUUGCACCAGCUGAUGUUGGAGUGCUGGCAGAAGGAGCGAACAGAGAGACCCAGCUUCAGUCAGAUCCACAGCGCCCUCAGCAAAACCAUCAGGAGCCCGGAUGGCAUCGGCUCCUCCACGCUGGCCCGCAGGACCAUAGGCUCCUCCAUGUCCCUGGCUGAGCGAACACUGCCCUCUUUUCCCUCCUUCAGUUCAGUAGGAGAGUGGUUAGAGGCUGUGGACAUGGGCCGCUACAAAGACAACUUCACCGCUGCAGGAUACUGCUACUUGGAGUCUGUGGCCCGCAUGACUGUCCAGGACGUGUUGAGUCUGGGCAUCACCUCUCUGGAGCAUCAGAAGCAGAUCCUGGCAGCCAUUCAGACUCUGAGAGCACAGGUCAUCCAGAUGCACGGCCGUGGCGUGCAAGUCUAA